AUGGCGUCUUCCUCUCACCUCACCGAUAUACCUCAAGCAGUACGAAUAGCUGCCAGUAUAGAUCCCAGUGUGAAUGCUGAACUGAAGCAGCAAGCGAUAGAUUAUCUGACAAAGGUCAGACAGCUCUCACAGGAGACCUGGCAGGACUGCCUGGCACUCUAUCUUCAAGGUGCAGGUGCUGCUGGACCAUCCAACCCAGGCAAAGAUGGAAAGGAGAAAUUGGAAACAGACUUGAGGAUGUUCUGCGAGCAAGUGGUGGAUACGGCUUUGACUCAAAGUGAUAUACCAUCUGAGGCUCAGAAAGCCAUGUACACCGCGAUCAUCGAGUUUGUCGAGACUGAAUAUGUUCAAGGCCCUUGCGAAGGUGGUCAAGCAUUCCUUCGAAACAAGCUCGCUUUCACCAUCGCUCAUCUUUUCCUCAACUCUUAUCCCAUCACGAUCCCAACCUUCCUUCGUCCUCUUUUCGCCCUUCUGACACCAACAUCUUCCAACUUUCAUCCCGCGCUCCUCACUCUUCGUAUACUCACGGAAAUUGCUCAGGAAGUGCACGACGUCACACUUAGAAGUGCUCGAAAGUUUUCAAAAGAUAGGCAACAGCGCGAUGGAGAGGUCAGGGAUGUUAUCAGAUCCAGUGGCGAUGAACGCUUAGCGAUGGAAGGCAUGUUGGGCUUGGUGGAAAAGGGAUUAGACGCACUGGAACAGGGUGGAGAAGGAAAGUGGUUGGAUGUGGUGGAGACAGCUCUGAAAACAAUGGUCACUUGGACGCCCUGGGUGGACCUCGGGGUCAGCUUACAACCUAAUACCCUCUCCUUGUAUCAUCGACUUCUUCGUUCAAGCCACAUCCCUUUGCGGACUGCUUCAGCAAACGUAAUUAAAUCGCUCGCUGCCAAAGGUGUACAGGAUCCUCAAGCGAGGUUAGAAGUAUUGAGAGUCCUUGAUAUCGUCUCACUGAUAGAUCCGUUGGAAUCGGAAACGAGGGGAGUAAAAGAUAACGAGGAAGUGGUAGCUUUCCGGGCAGCUGUAGCGGGUGUCUUAGCUGCCUUCGGGACAGAGCUCAUCGCUUUCUCAGAAAAUGUAAAACCUUUACGGAAUGAGGCAGAGAGCAUGAUGACGCUUGGGCUUCCUCUCUUACUCCGAUUCUUGAGCGAUCGUCAAUAUGAAGUGCCCAUUGCCGUUGCCCCUUUCGCCUCGGAUCUGCUCAAAGUGUAUAAACGAAUCUAUAAACCUCCUGUUAUGCCUCCUCCCGCGAAAGCGGGACAGCCGCAACCUCCUGCACCCAGUCCUCCACCUCCCCUUACCCCUCAACGGCGUGAAUUCUUGGCUUCUAUGCUGGACAUCCUGAUUCGACAAUUAGCUUGGCCCGAAGAUGCCGAAUGGGAGGCUCCUGGUAAUGAGGAAGACUCAGAUGAUGAGAUGGCGUUAUUCCGAACAUUCAGGAUACAUUGUCGGGCCUACAUCGAGUCGAUUGCGCAGAUAGAAAAGGGACUACACACAGAAGUUGUAGCGAGGAUUGUGGUAGCUACACUGGAUGCGUUCCAAGCAGGUGGUCCAUCUGCUGUCCCUUGGCAACAGGCUGAAUUGGCGUUACAUUUGAUCUAUACUUUUGGAGAAUUAUCGAAGAGUGAUGGGCGUUCCACACCAACCAGCGAUAUAGCUGAGGCCGAGGUGGAUUACGGAACCGCCAAGGAAAACUUCGAUUACGAUCAAUAUCCGCUCUCCCCUCUUGGAGAAUUGCUCAAACGAUGUAUGGCUUCGGGUAUAUCCACCUAUCCUCAUCCCAGCGUAACCCUUCAAUACUUCGAAAUCUCAGUACGAUACGUGGAAUUCUGGAGGUACAAGCCGGAAGCGAUUCAACCGAUGUUCGAAGCAAUUUUGGAUAACAGGUGA
Molecule: messenger RNA, 1887 nt
Organism: Kwoniella mangroviensis CBS 8507
Lineage: Eukaryota; Fungi; Basidiomycota; Tremellomycetes; Tremellales; Cryptococcaceae
Exons: 9
Coding region: 1-1887 (628 amino acids)
Biological process (GO): tRNA re-export from nucleus
Cellular component (GO): nuclear matrix; nuclear pore; cytoplasm
Molecular function (GO): tRNA binding; small GTPase binding
Source: RefSeq, a predicted model, not a curated record